UCAACAUGUUUGAAAACAAACUCACUAAAUGAACGAGAGGGUUCUACCCAAACUAAAACCCAGUCUCUGUUAAAAACCAUAGGAACAGUAUCAGAGCCAUCAACAUUUCUCCGAUUGAAGAAGAAGAAGAUGGAGUGUGUAGUUCCACUACGGCGGUGCUUCUGCUUCAGUCCGCCGGAGCUACGCCACCGCUUCGUUAGUCAUACUCGCCUCCAUCUCCAUCUCUCUGUCUCCUCCAAUUCCUUCGCAGCAGGGAUACUGCUUCUUCCUGAUAAGAAGAAUCGGUUUCUAUCUCCAGUCGCGAAGAGGGCUUCCUUGAAUCGCCUGAACUCGUCUGUGAUUGGUAACUCGGAAGAAGAGGAGGAGGAAGAAGAUGAUGAUGACUGGGAGGCAGAGUUUCUUGGGGAGAUUGAUCCGUUGGAGGUUCAACCUCCAAAGAAGAGGAAGAAGCAAGCUAAGUCGAAAGCGCUUGAUGACACUGAAGGGAUGGAUUGGUGUGUGAGGGCUAGGAAAAUUGCACUUCAGUCGAUUGAGGCUAGAGGAUUAUCUUCUAGAAUGGAGGAGGUAAUGCCUCUCAAGAAGAAGAAGAAGAAGAAAAAGAGCAAGAAAGUGAUAAACAAGGAUAAGGUUAAAAGUAAGAGUGUUCCUGAAGAUGAUUUCGAUUCAGAUGAAGAAGGUCUGGAGUUUUUAGACCGAUCCGUGGAGGAGGAUAAGAUGGGGGAGCUGCGGAGGAGAGUUAGCUCGUUAGCUGGUGGGAUGUUUGAGGAGAAGAAAGAGAAGACGAGGGAGCAGUUAGUCCAGAGGCUAUCCCAGUUCUCAGGACCUUCUGAUCGUAUGAAGGAGAUCAACCUGAACAAAGGUAUAACAGAAGCGCAGACCGCUGAGGAGGUGCUGGAAGUAACAGCUGAGACAAUCAUGGCCGUUGCCAAAGGCUUAACCCCAUCGCCGUUGUCUCCCUUAAACAUUGCUACUGCACUCCACCGGAUUGCCAAGAACAUGGAGAAAGUUUCGAUGAUGAGAACUCGUAGGCUUGCGUUUGCUCGGCAGAGAGAGAUGUCGAUGCUUGUUGCUCUCGCGAUGACAUGCCUCCCAGAAUGUUCAGCUCAGGGCGUCUCUAACAUUGCUUGGGCAUUGUCUAAAAUCGGGGGUGAACUGCUUUAUCUGACGGAGAUGGAUAGAGUCGCGGAAGUUGCUACAUCUAAAGUUGAGGAGUUUAAUUCUCAGAAUGUUGCUAAUAUUGCAGGCGCUUUUGCUUCUAUGAGGCAUUCUGCUCCAGAGCUCUUUGCUGAGUUGUCAAAGAGAGCAGCUACUGUUAUCGUCACCUUUAAAGGCCAAGAGAUUGCUCAGCUGCUGUGGUCAUUCGCCUCGCUUUAUGAGCCAGCUGGUCCUUUGCUUGAUUCCUUGGAUAGUGCAUUCAAAGGCAGUGACCAGUUCAAGUGCUGCUUAACGAAAGAAACAUCAAACUUUGAUGAAGUAAGCGAUGGUGCUUCAGGAUCUCCAGCGCUCAGCUUUAACAGGGACCAGCUUGGAAACAUAGCAUGGUCUUAUGCUGUUCUUGGACAACUGGAGCGACCUUUCUUUGCAAAUAUAUGGAAUAUCUUAACCACUUUGGAAGAGCAGAGGCUUUCGGAACAGUAUAGGGAAGAUGUCAUGUUUGCUUCUCAGGUGUAUCUCGUGAAUCAGUGCUUGAAGCUUGAGUAUCCGCACCUCGAGUUGUCACUAUGCCAUGAGCUCGAAGAAAAAAUAACCCGUGCAGGAAAGACCAAAAGAUUCAAUCAGAAGAUAACCUCAUCGUUUCAGAAAGAAGUUGGACGCCUUCUGAUAAGUACAGGGCUUGAUUGGGCUAAAGAACAUGAUGUGGAUGGCUACACUGUGGAUGUUGCUCUUGUCGAGAAGAAAGUUGCUUUAGAAAUCGAUGGGCCAACUCAUUUCUCAAGAAACACUGGACUACCGUUAGGGCAUACAAUGCUGAAGCGGCGAUAUGUUACUGCUGCUGGAUGGAAGGUGGUAUCCUUGUCUCUUCAAGAGUGGGAGGAACAUGAAGGAAGUCAUGAACAGCUAGACUAUCUGAGGGAGAUUCUCAACGGCUGCUUAUAGAGAAGGCACGUAAGACAUUGUUAUAUCAUGGUUCUUAAUUAAUGUGCUCGAUUCCUUCAUGUAUAUAGCUAAAGCUUAUUGUAUCUGUUUGAUGACUUUAUGUUAGAGGCAAGAAAACAUAAUUAAAAGCAUUUAAAUUA
Messenger RNA from Brassica napus (rape), 2237 nucleotides. Its product is annotated as RAP domain-containing protein, chloroplastic. The transcript has 5 exons. The coding region runs from base 130 to 2097 and encodes 655 amino acids. Gene Ontology annotation, cellular component: ribonucleoprotein granule; chloroplast; mitochondrial matrix. The record is from RefSeq and is a predicted model, not a curated record. NCBI's taxonomy places the organism in Eukaryota, Viridiplantae, Streptophyta, Magnoliopsida, Brassicales, Brassicaceae. Gene Ontology annotation, molecular function: RNA binding. Gene Ontology annotation, biological process: mitochondrial RNA processing; chloroplast rRNA processing; regulation of mitochondrial mRNA stability.